This is a messenger RNA of Petromyzon marinus (sea lamprey), 1849 nucleotides long. NCBI's taxonomy places the organism in Eukaryota, Metazoa, Chordata, Hyperoartia, Petromyzontiformes, Petromyzontidae. The record is from RefSeq and is a predicted model, not a curated record.
UCCUCCCUCCUGUCUCCGACGGGAGAGCGCGCGUCACGUGGGGCAGAGCGACACUGUACAGGCAACAGGCGGAAGCACUUUCGGCUUUGCGUGCAUCAAGGUUGUACCGAACCUCUGCACAGAUGGGAUGGGGCUAAAACGAUGAACGGAUUGAACGUGACCGAUCGAUGCAUGUCGACAGGUUGUAUAAUUCAAGCUAGCUAAAAGGUGGUGGUUUUACAUUGCCUUGGACGCGGCCGAGUGUGGAGCGUCUGAAGCAAUCGAGGCUUGUGUCCGCCAGACAGGUGUGCGCGCCGCCCUGCCUGCCUGGGCGGCGGGCAGCUCGUUCAACAACAACAACACCGCCGCCGCCUCCUACACGCACACCUUGAUGUUCGCCGACCGAAGGCUACGACUUACAUGGAGCUUCACACGCUGAGGGCCGUGCUGGCAGCUUGUGUGGUGGCAGGAUUAUCAACAUUUGCACUGGCAGAUGGUACAGUGUCACCCAAUCCAUGUCCAGCUGGGUCAAGUGAGCGAUCUGGUGAUUGUUCAGAGGUCAGACUCGACAAGGGAGAACAACACUUUGGGGAAUGUCAAGGGAAUGACAAGCACUACUGCAUCUACGGAGAGUGCCGCUUUCUUAUCAAGUUAAACACUCCCACCUGCAUAUGCCAUUUUGGCCACUCAGGAACACGGUGUGAGGAAGUUGGCUACAUUUAUCAGAAGGACACAGAAGGUCAGAAAACGGCCAUUGUGGUGUCUGCCGUAGUGGUGACGAUCAUCAUCGUCGCAAUUCUUCUCUGCAUUUGCUUCUGGAGAAAUAUAAAAAAGGUUUGUAGGCGGUCACGUGUCAAUCAAACCAGUGAAGAAAUGACCACCAUGAAUGAAGGAAAGCCCACACAGAGGUACAAAGAAAAUGGAAACAGUGGCACCGUGUGAACAAACGCUCCAUUAAUAUUCUGCAUGUGACACGUUCUGCUUGUUAAUAUUUAAGGUAUCAUCGUAGCUACCGACUAGCAGAGCGCUUGGUAAGCAUGGGCGCGUGGGUGACAGGUGUAUGGAGGGCAGGGAUUACAUACAGUAAUUUGCUUCAGUCAGAGCAGUGUCCCCACGUUGUAAUUUAAGUGUUGAGUUCUCAGAAGUUACCAUUGAGGUAUGACUGCACUGAACUUGGCGAAAAGCCAAACCUAUCAUUCAAGUUGGAACAAAAAAAUGCAAAUAUGCUUUUCACCAAAGCUAAUCACAUGCUUGAAACGUCAGUACAAUUAAUUAAGCAAUGACCCUUAAGCUAGUCCUUUGUACAUAAAUGAACAUUACGUGAUGUACAAAGUAUUUGUCGCAACCAUUACAGUGUUUUAGGUAUACUAUAUUAUAUGAACAAUAUUUAAAGUGUCUUUAUUAUUUUUACAUUAGUGUGUAUCUUGAUUUUUUUAUUUACAUGUUUAUUUGUAUCGGUGACGAGUGCAUGAGGUGUCAGUAAUUAUAUAGAACUAGCCUUUUUCCCGUCCAAGGACGGGUGUAUUGCAUUAAAUUUGAAAGUUGCAAGCGAAAAGCAGACCGCGACGUGAUAUUCAGUGCAUUAAUGCGUGUGCAAUUUGUAAGGGUGCGGUGACCCAGACCUAUGUAAUUUGAAGGUUAUAAUCCCUUGUUCAUCAUGACGUCCUUUUUACUUUGAUGUCUCAAUAGCGUUACGGAGAUCGCGUGAACGUGAGGGUUCUGCCUUUGUAGCGAGGGUUGUAAGUUGACGCCGAGGAGGGGGGAGGAGGCGCCUUGGCCCCCCAUGUGGAAUAUCGUCAGCCACUAAUUAUUAUGAAUGGGGGGAAGGUGUCCAUUUGGAAGACGUCACCUGCUCAUGAUUAUUCAUGAG